This is a messenger RNA of Erinaceus europaeus (western European hedgehog), 1779 nucleotides long. RefSeq names its product keratin 35 (gene KRT35). The record is from RefSeq and is a predicted model, not a curated record. Gene Ontology annotation, molecular function: structural molecule activity. Lineage: Eukaryota; Metazoa; Chordata; Mammalia; Eulipotyphla; Erinaceidae. The transcript has 7 exons. Bases 70 to 1437 code for a protein of 455 amino acids.
GAGCUGCUGUUCUGCAUUGGGGGUGUCUGGUCAUAGAGAUCUGUUACCUGUGCCUACACAGCUGAGGCCAUGGCUUCCAAAUGCCUGAAGGCCAGCUUCUCUUCAGGCUCUCUCAAGGGCCUGGGAGGGACUGGUGGCAGGUCCUCUCGAGUGUCUGCCAUGUACUCCAGCAGCUCCUGCAAGCUCCCAAGUCUCUCCCGUGGGGCCCGGAGCUUCUCUGCCUGCUCAGCAGGCUGGGGCAGGAGCAGCUGCAGGGCUGCCAGUUGCCUCCCUGCUCUCUGCCUCCCUUCUGCGGGCCUUGCCACCAGCUACAGCUUGGGCGGGGGCUGGUAUGGGGAGGGCAUCCUGACUGUCAGUGAGAAGGAAACCAUGCAGGUCCUGAAUGACCGGCUGGCCAGCUACCUGGAGAAGGUACGCCAGCUGGAGCAGGAGAAUGCCAGCCUGGAGAGCCGCAUCCGGGAGUGGUGCGAGCAGCAGGUGCCCUACCUGUGCCCUGACUAUCAGUCCUACUUCAGGACCAUCGAGGAGCUGCAGAAGAAGGCCCUGUGCAGCAAGUCUGAGAAUGCCAGGCUGGUGGUGCAGAUCGACAAUGCCAAGCUGGCCGCAGAUGACUUUAGGACCAAGUAUGAGAUGGAGCUGUCCAUGCGGCAGCUGGUGGAGUCAGACAUGAAUGGUCUGCGCAGGAUCCUGGAUGAUCUGACCCUGUGCAAGUCUGACCUGGAGGCCCAGGUGGAAUCCCUGAAGGAGGAGCUGCUGUGUCUCAAGAAGAACCAUGAGGAGGAAGUGAACUCGCUGCGCUGCCAGCUUGGAGAUCGGCUCAAUGUGGAGGUGGACGCUGCCCCGCCUGUUGACCUGAACCGUGUUCUGGAUGAGAUGAGAUGCCAAUAUGAGACCUUGGUGGAGAAUAACCGCCGGGACGCUGAAGACUGGUUCAACACCCAGACUGAGGAGCUGAACCAGCAGGUGGUGUCCAGCUCUGAGCAGCUGCAGACCUGCCAGGCAGAGAUCAUCGAGCUGAGACGCACAGUCAACGCCCUGGAGAUUGAGCUGCAGGCCCAGCAGAGCAUGAGAGACUCUCUGGAGAACACGCUGACAGAGACUGAGGCCCGCUACAGUUCGCAGCUGUCCCAGGUACAGUGCAUGAUCACCAACGUGGAGUCACAGCUGGCUGAGAUCAGGAGUGACCUGGAGCGGCAGAACCAGGAGUACCAGGUGCUGCUGGAUGUGCGUGCCCGGCUGGAGUGUGAGAUCAACACAUACCGGGGCCUCCUGGAGAGUGAGGACUGCAAGCUCCCUUGCCAUCCAUGUACCCCUGACCAAUUGCCCUCCAAGUCAUGCCUGCCCUGUCUUCCUGCAGCCACCUGCAGUCCUGGUGCAGCCCGUACCACCUGCAGCCCUCGCCCUACCUGUGUGCCCUGCCCAAGGGGCCGGUUCUGAGAGUAACUGACCAAGAAAGCCAAGGCUAUUGUUUCUAGGUGUUGACCUUGGCCUUCACCCACCAUUAACCUUCAAAACCCAGUUCCUUGCUCUCUAGGUAGAAGCUAGUCCAGGGCUUGACCAUAAGAGGGCUUGCCAUACAUAUGCCUUUAAGUUUCCCAAAGCUGCUCAUGAAGGUUCUAGCCCUGAAGGCUCCUCACUAUUUCAGUGGGUACUAGGAUGCAUCCUGGGUUGAGUUUUCUUUCUGCAUGUGAUUUCAGUGUCUUCUGAAAUGCAACCGAUGGCUUCUGUUGGUAGAAAAAUAAAGCUCAUUUGCUCUGGCACUUGAUAACUAGCCCUCAA